AUGGGAGGUGCAGGGAGUGGUGAGAUAUGGAAAGCACACACCGCCAUGGCGAUUGUGCAGUUGUUCACCGGAGGUUAUCAUGUUAUCACGAAAUUGGCUCUUAAUGUUGGAGUCAACCAGAUUGUUUUUUGUGUUUUUCGUGAUCUCCUUGCUCUCUCUAUUCUCGCUCCCAUCGCUUAUUUCCGUGAAAGACGUACACGGCCACCCCUAACAAAGCACUUCGUGACAUCAUUUUUCUUUCUUGGAUUAACCGGGAUAUUUGGAAAUCAUCUUUUGUUUCUUAUUGGUUUAAGCUAUACUACUCCAACAUAUGCUGCUGCGAUUCAGCCAUCUAUUCCAGUCUUUACAUUUGUGUUGGCUAUAAUGAUGGGUACAGAAAGAGUAAACUUGCUAAGAUAUGAAGGUCUGGCCAAGGUUGGAGGAAUUUUCGUCUGUGUUUUGGGUGCCUUAGUAAUGGUUUUGUACCGUGGUCCAGCACUGAUAGGAUCUUCAGAACUGGACCUUAUAUCACAUAGUGAAAUAAGUGCCAGAGGUCAACCAGAGCCUUCUGGAUGGUUAGUUAGUGGUUUAAUGGAUCUUGGAUUUGACCAUUUUCAUCUCGGAGUUAUGUGCUUCAUAGGGAACUGCAUGUGCAUGGCUACUUUUCUAUCCAUUCAGGCUCCAUUAUUAAAAAAGUAUCCUGCAAGCCUUUCUGUCACAGCAUAUUCAUACUUCUUUGGAGCUUUACUGAUGGUAACUACAUCAUACUUCGUAACCGAUGAGUCAACUGACUGGAGUUUGAAUCAGUCUGAAACAUUUGCCGUUUUAUAUGCUGGAAUUAUUGCAUCUGCACUUAAUUAUGGAAUCAUUACAUGGAGCAACAAAAUCUUGGGCCCAGCCAUGGUUGCCCUUUAUAAUCCACUUCAACCUGGGGCAGCUGCUCUCUUAUCUAGAAUUUUUAUUGGAAGUCCAAUUUACAUGGGAAGCGUGUUAGGUGGAUCGCUAAUCAUUACUGGUCUGUAUGCGGUUACUUGGGCAUCAUAUAGAGAAAGACAGGCAGCUGCUGGAGUUAUUCCUCAUCAUGCUUCUUCUUGGGUCUCUGAAUCACUUAACAAGUCUCCGUUUCAUAGAGUUAACAUUUUCUCAGGCUCCUCUGGUUUAUUAUCCCCAAAGCCAUCGGAUUGA
This is a messenger RNA of Vicia faba (fava bean), 1164 nucleotides long. NCBI's taxonomy places the organism in Eukaryota, Viridiplantae, Streptophyta, Magnoliopsida, Fabales, Fabaceae. The record is from the annotation of a GenBank genome assembly.